Molecule: messenger RNA, 1005 nt
Organism: Lactuca sativa (garden lettuce)
Lineage: Eukaryota; Viridiplantae; Streptophyta; Magnoliopsida; Asterales; Asteraceae
Source: RefSeq, a predicted model, not a curated record
UUCAUCUUCCAUUCAAAUCAUCACACACGUUCAUUCCAGUGACAAAAAAUGCAUCAACCCAUUGACUGGUUUUCUUGGCUAUCAAAAUCCGGGCUUGAACCUUCACUUAUUUACGAAUAUGGGAUGGCUUUCUCUCGAAACGAGCUUGAAGAAGGCGACAUAACUUACUUCAACCAUGAAUUCCUUCAAAGCAUGGGGAUCUCCAUAGCCAAACACAGGUUAGAAAUACUGAAACUUGCUAGAAAACAAAAAGGUUCACGUGGGUCACACACACACCCAAUUUCAAAGCUCAUCAUCGCCAUGAAAAAGACCAAAAGGACCUUGGCUAGCUACAUCCAGACAUGGAUUCGCCGGGAUGAGUCAGCUCUGGUGCUCGUUAGUAAAAGUUAUGGUUGGAAAGGUACGAUGUUGAGAAGAAACAAGAGAUCGAUGACCUUCAAACAAGCUACUCCUCCUACUCUUUUGCUCACUAAUAGCUACCAUAAGUCCGAUAGUGCUAGAAUCAACAACUUUGCGAGUCCUUUGGUUUAUGAUCUCCGGUAUGAUGAAGGAAAAAUUGAUGGUUACGAUGGUGAUGAUCAUGAGAAGUAUGAUGAAGAAGAUGAUGGUGGUUACUGGUCUGGGAGUGGGGGUGGUGUUCAAGAGAUUAGAUGGGACACCAUGUUUCAGAAUUUGAAACCUACUUGAGAUCUAAUAGCAAUCAUCUUCUUCCCCAAUUACCCUCUUUCUUUUCUUUAUUUUUUUUUUUUAAAUAAAUUAUUAGAAGAGUUAAUGGUGAGAUGGAUGCUAUUUUUUUAAUGUUCUUCCACCACUGUCAAGUGUGAACCUUGCUUUGAAAGAAAAAGUACAGCUCUGAAUUGUUUUUCUCUGGUGAAAGUCGUAAUUUACUUUUAGCAAAGUUUAGCAUGCUAAACCUUUAGGGGGUAUUCUUGGGAUUGAUAAAGGGUUAUAGUUUAUGUAAUAAAAUUGUAUCAAAUUAAGUAAAUUUGGAAUCUUUUGAUUUAA